Molecule: messenger RNA, 3293 nt
Organism: Cadophora gregata
Lineage: Eukaryota; Fungi; Ascomycota; Leotiomycetes; Helotiales; Ploettnerulaceae
Exons: 4
Coding region: 1784-3112 (442 amino acids)
Biological process (GO): glucan catabolic process
Cellular component (GO): extracellular region
Molecular function (GO): hydrolase activity, hydrolyzing O-glycosyl compounds; cellulose binding
Source: RefSeq, a predicted model, not a curated record
GGAAGGAGCUACUUGAGGUUUCUUCUGUAUAUAACCGCGGCUUCAGCUUACCUUCAACAAUCAAGCUUGAUACAACCCAGAACUCUGUCUCCCAACAGAAUAGUAAUCCUUGUCGUAUCAACAAUCCUAUUGUCGUCCUCUUAGCUAGUUUGCAAGAGAGUAAUUCUGGAUUUUGCCAUGAUAGAUUGCCAAUCAUAUUCAAUGAUACGAAAUGAUCGAUCCUACGUGAUCGCGAGCCUGGCUGCAAAUCCUCAGAGAGGUAUGUUGUUUGUUUGUUGUCUGCGGUUGGAUACGGCUUGGAAUUCGUCAAACUGCUUGGAUUCGAAUAUGAAUUUGACGAAUCCUAUACAAGCAAUCCCUCAUCCGAGAGAUGUGAUUGCUCGUCCCUCUGAAGCCGUUGUGAAAUAUGUAAAUCCGAGAUUCUGAUAAACUAGGUUGUUGGCGGCUUGCGAGCGUAACUUCGCAAUAACAUUCCUCUGACAUUCUUCUGAAAAUCUUGUUCACGUGGUGACUCCUCAUUGGGCAUUUAAUCCUUGUUACAACACCUCCAAAUUUCCAUCCCAUAAUAAUCUCGCCACAGUCCCAGAUUCUGAAAGUUCAGGUUCCUGGAACCUUCGCAGCAACCUCCCGUUCCACCGAAUCUGCACCUCCUUACUCUAGAGAUCCUCUCGCUUCGCACCAAAUAAAGUGUGGCGCCCUCCCCCACCAAAAAGCUCAAACCUUCUCUCCUAAUCCCUAAUCCCACAAGUAGCAUCGCAUCACAUCCCUCCACCGCAUCGCCAUCGAGUCGUGGAAGAAUUCCCCCCUCCCUCGGAACACGAGCCGCAACUCACGAUCGCGUGCGUGCGGUGCGGCGUGAUACAUUUCCUUAUCACUACUGAGCAACUAAUUAUUUCCUGCGGGGUCCCAUGGGGAAAGCGAGCAAGGUACGAGUAGAAAGCAAGGGACAAGUAUCCCCCAAAAAGGGGUGACGGCCCCCUACGUUCCGCACCGCACUCCCAGCACCACCGUCCGGAGAACGCUACCACGUUUAUCCAUCUCCCGGAGGAAGGGGGGUGAACGACCACGCGACGUAAAUAAAUUGAAAAAAAAAAACAAGAGUUUUUUCGUUUGAGAAAUGACCCGAGCAGGGGAAGGCAGUGGUUCCCACCAACAGGCGUAUACCUGGAUCUGGGAUUCGGCUCGUGGGCCGAGCUGGCCCUGAGGUGAGUGUGAUCAGAUGACAGAUGAACAUAUAUUGAGGGGAAGGGAUUGUCUACUAGGUAAGUAGGUGGACAACAAGGAAGAUGGAGCUCGCUUAAUGGUAAGGGGGCUUGUGUUGUGUUUGUAUGUGUGUGUUUGUGUGCGGGAGGUACUCCGGUAGGUGGCAUAUGCUUGUUUGCAAGAUGUAAAUUAUAUUGCAAGGGAUGCCGAGAAGCUUUAUGGUACCUUGCUAGAGCGGUCCUUGGGGGAAAUCACCACAGAUCAGGAAUUUUGACUGCAACCAACCCCCGUUUUCGGAUCAUGCUCUCCGCCAACAGCUAAUCCUUUUCUUCUCCACUUGAACUCUCAAUGGCCGUUGUACUAUACCACUCGGAAAUGGUAAUCUACCAUGGAGACUCUAGAUUGAUGUCCCAUCGGCCCGCCAUGCCUCAUCUAAAGUCCUGCGAGAGUUAUAUGCGAGCAAGUCCUUGCAGCUCUGGUUCAAAGCAGAGUAUAUAAAGCCCAGCACCCUCCUCAAUAUCGGAUCCUCCUCCGUCCAGGACAGCAAGCAUUCUCUCACUUUGUUCUUCCAUCCGACAAAAUGAGAACCCCAUCCCUCCUGCUCAGCAGCCUCCUCGCUGCAGGAGCAGCACAAGCUCAACUCGGACCCUACGCACAAUGCGGAGGACCCAACUGGAGCGGAACAACGACUUGUGUGUCAGGAUACUACUGUUAUUACCAGAGCCAAUGGUACUCUCAAUGUCUACCAGGAACAGGAGGAGGAGGUACGACUGCAAAGCCAACCACUACAAUGGUGACCAGCACGAAGCCAAGUUCGACCACGACUUCCAAGCCUCCUACUUCAACUGGUGGCGGAAGUGGAAAGUUCAAGUGGUUCGGUAUCAACGAGUCUGGUGCUGAAUUUGGCCAGGGGGCGUAUCCUGGUGUUUGGGGGAAAGAUUUCACUUUCCCAGCGAACGGUGCGCUUGAUACACUCAUCGGCGAAGGCUACAACAUCUUCCGCAUCGCCUUCUCCAUGGAGCGCCUCGCACCAUCCGGCAUCACAGGUACUCUUGGCCCAGCAUACCUCGCCAACUUGACCGCCACGGUGAACCACAUCACCAGCAAGGGAGCAUAUGCCAUUCUCGACCCGCACAAUUUUGGACGGUUCAACGGCGCCAUCAUCACGGAUGUGAACUCCUUCAAGACCUUCUGGACGAAUGUCGCGAACCAGUUCAAGUCGAACUCCAAAGUCGUACGUGCACCACCCAGAGAUAUCUUCCAUUUCCACUUUGGACUCUUACUUUACCCAUCUCCCACAUUCCACCCCCUUCUUGUUUACCCUUUUGCUGAUCACUCGCUGACACACUCACAACAACAGAUCUUCGACACCAACAACGAAUACCACGACAUGGACCAAACCCUCGUCCUCAACCUCAACCAAGGCGCCAUCGACGCCAUCCGCGCCACGGGCGCCACAUCGCAAUACAUCUUCGUAGAAGGCAACUCCUACUCGGGCGCCUGGACCUGGGCCCAAGUCAACGACAACCUGAAAGCCCUCACCGACCCGCAGAACAAGAUCGUCUACGAGAUGCACCAGUACCUCGACAGCGACGGGUCCGGCACCAGCGCGAACUGCGUUUCCGGAACGAUUGGCGCCGAGAGGAUCGCGAGCGCGACGGCUUGGUUGAAGAGUAAUGGCAAGAUGGGCAUUAUUGGGGAGUUUGCGGGAGGGGCGAAUUCGCAGUGUAUGAGUGCUGUUAAGGGUAUGGUGGAUGUGUUGAAGGCGAAUUCGGAUGUGUGGACUGGGGGGUUGUGGUGGGGUGGGGGACCUUGGUGGGGCGAUUACAUCUUUGGCUUUGAGCCACCGAGUAGCACUGGGUACAACUACUAUGAUUCGACGUUGAGGACUUAUGCUCCUGGAGUUUAAGCGUUUGGCUCUUCCGUCUAUCUAGUCUAGGGGAUGAGUUGAGAUGAGACGAGAGGGGAUUGAGAUGGGAUAGCAUGCCGUUGGAAGGGGAAGAAGGUCUUCUUGUAGAUAUUUGAGUUCGGACAUCAUUUGUAUAUACCGAGAAAAUAACAUUCCAACAACUUGUUGAAUACUUCUUAAC